AUGGCUGCGUAUGGACAGACUCAGUACAGCCCGGCCCUCCAGGCUGCAGGGCCGUACGCACCUUACACUCACCACACACAGGGCUACAGCGUGCCAUCUUACAACAUUAAAACAGAAGACGGCCUCAGUCAUUCUCCAGGGCAGACGGGAAUACUGGGCUACUCAAACUUCAGCAGCACUCCUCCCAGUCAGAGUCUCUACAGCUACCCGCACACACACGGUGGUGGUAUUUCAUCUGGAAUUUUUCAAGGCACCCAUGCAAUCUCAAGUUCAACCCCAUUCAACUCUACCCAGCAAGAGUUUUCAGCGUACUCAAGCUACAGCCAGAGUCAGUACUCUCCGUAUUAUAACUCUCAUCACUACAACAGUCCCUACCUAACCAGCAGCAACAUCAGCCCUGCUGCCAUCACAGCUCCGUUAGCCUAUCAGCAUCCAGAACACCCCGUCAUGCUGCCCAAUCACAGCCCGGAGUCACACACAGGAGAAUACCACCCGCCGCCCAGCCCCCCCACACCAGGUAAAGAGGAGGUCCCAGCACGAAGGGGGUCAGAUGGGAAGCUCAGAGGGAGGAAAAGAGUCAGUGACCCCGCUCCACCUCUGGACUCUGAUAUAGAGCGUGUGUUUAUCUGGGACCUGGAUGAAACCAUCAUCAUUUUCCAUUCGCUCCUCACGGGAACCUUCUCCUCGCGAUUUGGCAAGGACUCCUCAAAGGCUGUGUCUCUUGGUUUGUGGAUGGAAGAGAUGAUCUUCAACCUGGCCGACUCGAGACUCUUCUUCAAUGACUUAGAGGAAUGUGACCAGGUCCAUAUUGAUGACGUGGCAUCAGACGACAACGGACAGGACCUGAGCACUUAUAACUUUGGGUCGGACGGCUUCCAGAGCCCAGCGGGGGCCGGCUCGCUGUGCCUGGGGUCGGGAGUCCACGGAGGGGUGGACUGGAUGAGGAAACUGGCUUUCCGGUACCGCAGAGUCAAGGAGAUCUACAACACAUACAAGAAUAAUGUUGGAGGUUUGCUGGGCAGCCCCAAGCGAGAGGAGUGGUUACAGCUGAGGAGAGAGAUGGAGGUCCUGACUGACCUGUGGCUGACUCAGGCACUCAAAGCCCUGGCUGUCAUCAACUCGAGGCCUAACUGUGUAAAUGUGUUGGUAACCACCACCCAGCUCAUCCCAGCCCUCUCCAAGGUGUUACUGUACGGUCUGGGCUCAGCUUUCCCAAUAGAGAACAUAUACAGUGCCACCAAGACAGGCAAAGAGAGCUGUUUCGAGCGUGUCUCUCAGAGGUUUGGUCGGAGAGCAGUGUACGUGGUGAUAGGAGAUGGAGCCGAAGAAGAGUCCGUGGCCAAGAAGAAGAACAUGCCGUUCUGGAGGGUGUCCUGUCGAGCCGAUCUCGAGGCUCUGAGCCAUGCACUGGAGCUGGACUACCUCUAGAGGGAGCCAUCUGUCACGCUCUGCUCUUCCACAUAAAUCACGAGAAGCUCCUGAACUCCUGAGUGCAGCUCGUCGGUGAAGCUGCUCCUAGAAAGUGAUACAAGUCUUACAUUCAGGUUUGGCACAAUGCAUUUGAUCCCUAAUGAGCACCCAGGCAGACAAUUUCACCUUAAAGCCAAAGGAACUGUGAGGAUUUCGAAGCGAGGCUGCAGUAUAACCCAAAAGUGCUGGACCAAAACAAAAGACCAAAGACAAAUAAGGGACCAAAGCUUCAUACCUAACCCCAGGGAACCAUGGUUAAUACUGCAAAUACUUUUUAAAAAGACCUUUUCCUUUUUUUUUUUUUAAUUCAGUUCAUCUCAACUUCAUGAAAGGUGUCCCACUUUUGUACACAAAAAAAGGUGAUGCACUGAAUGCAAAAUUGUACAUCCUGUUUAUUAAAAAGUUCAGAUUGUUUUUUUUAUUUGUUGUGGGACUAAACCUGUUUUCCAAUACCAUUUUAAAGACAAAAUUAGAAACAAGACUUAAAACUAUGAUGUCAUGUGGGAUAGAUUUUUGCCUUCAUUGUUAUUUUAGAAUUGUUUUAAUCAUGUUGGCUAGAUAAAUGUUGGAUAAUAUUCUCCUCAUAUGUAGAGGCUAUUUAAAAUAGUCUGAUUGUAUUUUACCAUUAUAAUGUGAGCUAUUUAUUAUUGGUUAAAUUCACAACACAAUGAGGUAUGGACAGUUUGGGAGCGCAGAAUAAAAAUAUCCCCUUCAAAGACCAAAACUAUGCUCUUGUAAAAAUGUUUUGAUAAGAAGUUGUCUUGAAGAUGUUGUAUUAUAGGCCGGUGCUUGAAUCCUUACUUUUGAUUCUGGGUUGUACAUGUUGUUAUGUUUUAACUCUUCUUAUUUUCUCUCCCUGUUUAAUUUCCUAAUAAUCUGUUUGUAAUAUAGAUGAACUGGUUGUGCAUGUGCCGAUUACACUGCCUGUCAGCUUAGCUACGAUUUGUAUAUAAUGCUUUAUUGUCGAUUUGUUUUGACAGACAGUUAAAAUAGAUUAAUAAAAAAUAAAUUAAU
This is a messenger RNA of Anoplopoma fimbria (sablefish), 2484 nucleotides long. RefSeq names its product EYA transcriptional coactivator and phosphatase 2 (gene eya2). Gene Ontology annotation, molecular function: protein tyrosine phosphatase activity. Gene Ontology annotation, cellular component: nucleus. Bases 1 to 1428 code for a protein of 475 amino acids. The transcript has 13 exons. Gene Ontology annotation, biological process: cell differentiation; positive regulation of DNA repair; negative regulation of extrinsic apoptotic signaling pathway in absence of ligand. NCBI's taxonomy places the organism in Eukaryota, Metazoa, Chordata, Actinopteri, Perciformes, Anoplopomatidae. The record is from RefSeq and is a predicted model, not a curated record.